GUGGCGCCAGAGGUUAGCAGAGAAGACAAAGUGAGGCAAGCUGUGAAGCAGAGUUGCCCAGCAGAUGAAGAUGCUAUCGACUACCUGGCCAAUAUGGCUGUGUCGCUGGUGGAAGAUUUCAAUGACGCGGAGUCAUUGAGACGGGAAUUGGAGGAGGGCUUCUUGCCCAUGUUGGAAGAGUACGAAGUCUCCACAGAAGACGCCCGAGCCCUCUGUGCCAAAGUGGUCGAGGCUGCUGCACCGGUCGGAGCAGAUGCUGCGGAGCCGGCAGAGCAGGGCGCCGUGGAUGAAGAGUUUUUAUGUUAUGUGCCGAAUCUCUUGCUAAUGUACGGUGGCAGUCCAGAGCCAUUGCUGCGGGGUGCGUGUCUAGAGAUCAGGCGCGGACACCGCUACGGAGUGAUUGGCUCCAAUGGUUCUGGAAAGACCACAUUGAUGGCCAGGAUUGCCAGCAAAGAUAUCUCUGGGUUUCCUGAUCUUCGAGUGGUUUUGCUUCGCCAUGAGGCAAUUCUGCAGGGCGUGCGACGGUCAACAAAGGUUUGCGACUACGUGUCGCAGCGCAAUGUUGGAGAAGAUGCGGCUUCAGCAGAGGAAAUGGAGAAGGCUUUGCACAUCAUGGGCUUCGAGACUGAGGACCAAAUGGGUAAAGCCGUGUUGGAGUUGAGCGGUGGAUGGCAGAUGCGUUUGGCCUUGGCAUGUGCUGUGGCGCGGAAGGCGAAUCUCCUACUGUUGGACGAGCCAACCAAUCAUUUGGACGCUGAAGGUGUGCGAUGGCUCGUGGACUUCAUCAAGUCGACUUGCGGCGAUGGUCAGGGAGCGGCAAUGAUUGUUUCGCAUGACCCGGACUUUCUGGAUCUCGUUUGUACAGACGUGGUCCAUUUCUCGCCCAGUUCUCAAAAAGGGAAGCUGGCCUACUACCCGGGCAUCUUCUCGGCCUUCAAGGCCAACCAGCUGAAAGGCGAUGAGGCCGAGGCCAAGCGGCUCCUAGAAACCGAGAAGGAGCCCAGCUUGGGCUUGGGACCGGACGACGGAAAUCGCAUGGCCUUUCCCAUUCCGGAGAAGAUCGGAGACACCACCGCCGAGCGGAAGGCCGCGGUGGUGACUUUGGAGAAAGCAGCUUUCCAGUACAAAGGCGCAGCAGAGCCAGUUUUCCAAGACAUUUCUGUGGAGCUCAGCAUGUCAAGCAGAGUCGGCAUCGUUGGGAAGAACGGCUCAGGCAAGUCCACUUUGCUGUCGAUGCUGGCGGGACGCAAGCAGCCCAGCACGUUGGCCGGCAAGACCGGCAGGCUUUGGUGGCACAAGGAUUUGCGCUUGGCUUACAUUGCCCAGCAUGCUUUGGUGCACCUGGGGAACUAUGUGGACAAGACGCCCUUGGAAUAUAUGCAAAUCCGCUUUCGCCGCGGCUUCGACGAAGAAACUCCAAUUGUGCGUGGCGAGAAGCUUCUGUCUGCCAAGGAGGAGGAGGAGAUGCAAAAGGUGGGUAUUCGCCAUGGAAAGCGUGGCAAGGCCGUUGAAACCUUGAUCAAUCGUAUCGAGAUCACCGACAAGACUGAAAAGACAAAGGAAAAGGAUCGCGAGUUUCUCUACGAAGUGAAGUGGAAGGAUCUCAGUCCAGCGGAAAACACCUUCGAGUCCGUUAGCAGGCUUAAGCAGCUGAAGGCCUUGAAGUUGGUGGAGGAUCUGAACGCCCGGAUCUGGGCGGCCUGGGCUGGUUGUCCUCAACGACCUCUGACGGAUCGCGAAGUGCUGCAGCACAUGGAACCCUUUGGCCUUGAUGAGGAUGUGCUGUGCCACCGGAGAAUCUCAAUGCUUUCCUCAGGGCAGAAAUGCAAACUUGCAUUGGGCGCUGCAUUUUGGACCAGGCCGCAUGUGAUUUGCUUGGACGAGCCAACGAACUACUUAGACACUGACACCGUGGAGCUGCUGAAACGUGCCAUGCGUGCCUUCCGUGGCGGCUUUGCAGUGGUGUCCCACAGCGAGAAGCUGAUUGAAGAGGUCUGCGACGAAGUGUGGACAAUGGAAGAUGGCUGUGUGACCGCGGAGCGCAGGGCCCGUCGCAAGUGA
This is a messenger RNA of Cladocopium goreaui, 2061 nucleotides long. The record is from the annotation of a GenBank genome assembly. NCBI's taxonomy places the organism in Eukaryota, Dinophyceae, Suessiales, Symbiodiniaceae.